Molecule: messenger RNA, 655 nt
Organism: Leptinotarsa decemlineata (Colorado potato beetle)
Lineage: Eukaryota; Metazoa; Arthropoda; Insecta; Coleoptera; Chrysomelidae
Source: RefSeq, a predicted model, not a curated record
GAGGACAAAUUUUUUGUGAAAAUAUGGAUAAAGAAAAACAAGGUAAACAAUUAGAAUCAGAAGAUAAACAAAAACCAUCUGGGAAAAGAUCUUCUAAGAGCUCUGGAAGGAGAAGUAUCACUUCGGAAGAUAAAAACAAAAAGGAAAAUGAGAAUGAAGAAUUAGCAAAUAUUUCGGCUUCAGUUAAACAAAGUAUUUUUGAGUCUGCUAAAGCUACAUCCCCUAAAGAUCCUGUUAAAGAACAAAAAAAGAAAGAUGCUGUCAGAAAAUUGAGGAACGUUGCAUCAAAGAAAGACAGCAUCACGAGUUCGAAAAUUGAACCUUCAGUAAGUACAAGAAUCGAUCUUCAGUAUGUCAAUGAAGGAAAAUAUCCUGGAUAUGGACCAAGACCUGAAUAUAUUUUGCGAAGGACCAAGAGAGUGCAGAAAUUUUUCGAAAAGAGAAGAGCUAAUACUUCGAAAAAAUUUUGUAAGUUCCGAUCAGUUGAUGUUCCAAAGCCAAGCUCUUCUAAAAAAGUUAAUUUGAAAACGGAUGAGGAAUUGGAGCUGAAGAAACCAAAAAGUGGCAUCAUUAUAAAUGAAAAAGAGUUACAAGAGAAAGAUACCGCAGGCGAUUACGAUAGUUUCGAUUUGGUUUUCACUAGAACUCCCCGACC